AUGUCCCGAGCACUUGCCCCAUCGACCCUCUCGAUCAUCCAGGCCACCUCGCCGUGGUUAAAAGAACACGCGGAGGAGGUGACGCGCUGUUUCUACAAGCGCAUGUUCGACGCGAACCCUGAAGUCCGCCCCAUGUUUAACCCGAGCCAUCAGGCGACAGGACGUCAACAACGCGCGUUGGCUGGAGCCAUCCUCGCUUACGCGGCGCAUAUCGCCGAACUCUCUGUGCUCGGGGAUGCGGUCGAGCUGAUCGCAUACAAGCACGCGUCACUCGGGGUGCAGGAGGAGCACUAUCCGAUCGUCGGCGAGCAUCUCCUCGCCGCGAUAGACGAGGUGCUGGGGGAGUCGUCCUCGCAAGAGAUUCUCGACGCCUGGGGUCAAGCGUACAACCUCCUGGCGGGGAUUUUGAUCGAGCGAGAGGGCUCGAUCUAUGAGGAGCACGAGGUUCGCCACGGCUGGCGAGGAUUUCGGGAGUUUCGCGUCACGCGUCGCGUCGAAGAGAGCGCCAACAUCACAUCGUUUCACCUGCGGCCCGUCGAGGGCGAUGGGCUCGCGGCGCACCUCCCUGGCCAAUACAUCACGCUGAAGGCUCCUGCUCAUGUGACGGGCGGUCAAACGACGAUGCGAAAUUACAGCCUCUCACAGGCACCCGGCGCGCCAUUCUAUCGCAUCAGCGUCAAGCGGGAGCGCCUCCCGGCGAAGCCAGAUGGCGUCGUCUCGAAUUGGCUGCACGAUCAUAUCGGCGACGACCACAUCCUCGAGGUUGGACCACCGUGCGGGGAGUUUGUGCUCGAUGCAGCGAGCGAGGCUUCUGGCCCGCUGGUCUUUUUGAGCGGCGGGGUCGGCAUCACCCCUGUCCUCUCGAUGCUCCACGCUGUCGCCACGCACGCAAAGCAUCGCGAGGUGCACUUCAUUCACGCUACCCACAAUGGCAACACACACGCCUUUGGCGAUGAGGUGAAUCGAUUGGCGGCGAGCCAUGGUCGCGUGAAGACGCACAUCUUCUAUGAGGAGCCCACAGACGAGGACCGAGAGCUCGGACGCUUCGAUACCGAGGGGCGCGUGGACAGGGCUUUUUUGGAAACACACUUGCGUGAUGUCUCUGGAGAGUUCUACCUCUGUGGUCCGCGCGGCUUUAUGGCCACCGUACGAGAGGCGCUGCUCGACCUGGGAGCAGACGAGACGCGACUUCACCUCGAGGCGUUCGGGCCGCUCGAGUCAUUGUGA
Molecule: messenger RNA, 1227 nt
Organism: Ostreobium quekettii
Lineage: Eukaryota; Viridiplantae; Chlorophyta; Ulvophyceae; Bryopsidales; Ostreobiaceae
Source: the annotation of a GenBank genome assembly